This is a messenger RNA of Gasterosteus aculeatus aculeatus (three-spined stickleback), 932 nucleotides long. RefSeq names its product cytochrome c oxidase subunit 4I2 (gene cox4i2). Lineage: Eukaryota; Metazoa; Chordata; Actinopteri; Perciformes; Gasterosteidae. Gene Ontology annotation, cellular component: respiratory chain complex IV. Gene Ontology annotation, biological process: mitochondrial electron transport, cytochrome c to oxygen. The record is from RefSeq and is a predicted model, not a curated record.
CUCAUCCAGCCUCACUCUCCUCCCGCCCACCAGUCGGUUCCUCCUCAGUGUUAGUGUGCCGUUGGGAGCAGACGGCCUAAAAAACCUCUCAAGACUUUGGCCUUUUUGUUGCUGCUGCAUCUUCCACUCCUGCAGUUUCACUCGGUCUUGCAACUACAAUGCUCCAGCUGAUUGCAGGGCGCGUGAGCAGCCUGGUGGCCAGGCGCGCGACACUGGCGCUGACUACCAGCAGCGCGAGGAUGGCGAGCCACGCCCCCGACCCCGGUAACGUAACGAGCCCCGAGGUGACCGAGGCAGUGGACAUGUCUCGGCCGAUGUACUGGGACCGUUUGGACACUCCUCUGCCUGACAAACUCUACAAAGACGAGCUGUCUGCUGCCGAGAAGAGCCUGAAGGAGAAGGAGAAGGGGCCGUGGAGCCAGCUGACCAACGAGGAAAAGAUAGCUUUGUACCGGCUCUCGUUCCAUCAGACCUACGCAGAGAUGAACCAGCCAAAGUCCGAGUGGAAGACCGUCGUUGGGGGCAUCUUCUUCUUCGUGGGUUUCACUGCCCUGGUGGUCUGGUGGCAGAGAGUCUACGUCUACCCUCCACGUCCCAGGACCUUUGACGACGAGUGGCAGGCCAAACAGCUGCAGAGGAUGCUGGACAUGAGGAUCAACCCCAUCGAGGGCUUCUCCUCCAAAUGGGACUACGAGAAGGGCCAGUGGAAGUGAAGAGACGGCUGCAGCUCAGGGAGCACGGCUUCCUGAUUACUGUGGAAUGCGCCGUCAUGCUGUCUCACUGUCUCACUGUCUCGUAUGUUGCGUUGUAACUGAUCAGACAACUAUAAGGGUGCAGAUUGACACCCCGAGCGGUCGUUUUUAUUGAGCGCCUCCUUUCCGACCUAACCUCAGCUUAUUAUGAUAAACCCAAUAAUAAAGUUUUUGCUCAUA